Trichoderma virens Gv29-8 is the source of this 2018-nucleotide messenger RNA. RefSeq lists its product as uncharacterized. Lineage: Eukaryota; Fungi; Ascomycota; Sordariomycetes; Hypocreales; Hypocreaceae. The transcript has 10 exons. The coding region runs from base 1 to 1335 and encodes 444 amino acids. The record is from RefSeq and is a predicted model, not a curated record.
AUGUACCACGGGUCCAAGUCGAAAUCCCAUCAAUGGGGCAGCUGGUCCGACUGGGUUUUGGAUGAGCAGCACCACCGCUACUAUCGCUUUCGCCAGGAUUCCGAAGGGAAUUACGACUAUGACUGGGACCAGCACGGCUCGGCCGCCGCCGCUCAUGCGCAAACUCCGCGAGACACAACGAUCAACGACAUAACAGAGGGCCUCAAGGGCCUCACCACCGACUACGAUGGCUCAAUAUCCGAAGAUCAUUUGUCAAACUCGAAAUCCGGCAGGCCCAAGAGCAAGCACAGGCACCGGACAGGCUCCCACGACGAGGACUCGGCACAAAGCGCCUACAGAACCUCGACGGCGGAAUCCUUGCAUGUGUCCCAGGCGGGGCAGUACGACUACAUGGCAAGUCAAUACGUCCACGGAUCAUCCGAAGCGCAGUACUACCAGCCGUCGACAUCAGACUCCCAAUCGGCUCCUGUGUACGGCGCAAGAGAAGGCCGAUCAGCUGAGAAUCACGCAGCUGACCGGCCAAUACAUGGGUACGACGAGCGAAAUCAUUACGACGAGCGGAAACACAGCCCUGACCAAGAUCACGAAGACGACGAGUUGGCAAACACUAUCGCGGAGAGCCAAGACUACAAUUCAUACGCAUAUGCAAAUGCUGGAGAAUCAUCAGCAUCGGCUUAUGGUCUGGUGCACCUCCCUCAAUAUGACGACGACGAAGACGAAGGCCCGCCUACACCAAAGGCUCAGUCGGGAGCAGGCAGCUACCACAUAACAGCACUUGAAGAGCCAUUGGAAGAGCUAGAUCCACGUUACCGAGUUGAACCGUCCAGCAAGUUUCAACCAGGCGAGAUAUUUAAAGUUCAUUGGUCGGAGCCGCAAGGUGCCAGCUCUGAAGGCGCUCCAAGCGUGUCCGGCAAACAUGAAAUCCAGAACCGGUUUGGAACUAAAUUCUUUGUUGGUUUCCGGCGCUUCAUUGUGAUAGCAAAUGAUCAGGGCCACUGCACCUGCGUACCGAUUCUGACGUACGGCGGCAAAGGCUGCAAAAAGAAAGGUGUCAAGGCUGACAAACAUGGCAUCAUUCAUGAGCGCGGCACCAAGCCGCGACUACUUGAUAAGGAGCCAAAGCUAGGGUUCCCCCCGGUUAGGGUCGAGAUGAAAGAAGAGGGCGAGAAGCUCUCCAAGGAGUCCCGCGUCAAUUAUUCCAAGCUGGUCACGGUGGAACACAACGUCAAGGUGUUUUUCAUCGGGUCAAUCGUGUACAAUGACUGGGAACUCGUUAGCGACGCUGUAAACCACUGCUGGAACAAAAAGAACCAUCAGAAGCAGAGGCAUCGAUAAGACCCGGGGGGAAGCUGAUGGCUGGCACAGACACGUUUUUAUCAUCUCAAGCGGUUGCGCACCUUGAGCGCAUCGCAUUCGAUGGAGCCGCCUUGCCAAUGGCAGUGCACCCAUCCACAAAAUACGUUCCUCGGAAAUAGAUAUCCCACGAUGUCACAAAGUUCCUGCGAAACAUGUGCUUGGCGAUCUUGAGCUGGAAAUACAGUUCGGGUACCUCCCGGCAUCUCGAGAUGCCCUUUGAGCACAGUAUUGCGGCCACAAUCGGCAAGCAUCUUCUUUUCUUUUUUUCUGGGCAUCCCGUUGCUUUGCAGUGCUUAAUCAGUUUUCUGUUCAAAGCCGUGAAGGCUUAGCUGGAAGUGUAGAGUUUCAGCCGCAUUUACGGGGGUUAGAUUGCAUUCGCUUCCUUCGGCCCAUGUGGUGGAAACAGGACACACACAUUUAUUGCUCGGCUAGGCGGGGCCGGCUGGAUAUCAUCAGGAUGCAUGAUUUCUCUUUAAUCUUCUAUACAUUGGGUAUGCUGACAUGUUUCAUGUGUCCUUUCUUUUCACGGCAUAUAUUUUGAUGUACAGUCUCAAUGCAUACUGUCGAAAGCUUGAUGUUGCUGCCGAGUGCUUUGGAGAGGAUGAUGUAUUUAGCUGCUACUUGACAUGAGUCAGAUUAUGAGAUACCAAAUCGUUGCUACU